CCUCCGGGCAGCGCAAGGAAGAGAAGCGGAAAACCGUCCGGAGGCGCGUCAAUCGCAAAGCUGCUACACGUCGAUCACUGAGUCUACAGUCUGUAUCGAUUUCUGCUGCAGAGCACCAAAUCGAAGAGAUGCGCAAGUCGUUGGAGCCGGGCAUCAUGAGCCGGGUGGUGCCCCUGGAAAGAGUCGCUCAGGGACACAGCGAUGGCAACCUUGGCGCUAUGUCUUCUAGUGAAGGUCCACAAACUCCAGCGGAUCAGCCACCCGCCUCCGUGAACACGAAUGAACGACAGUCUGACGCGGAGUCACUAUCCGAUGUUAUUAUUAACAGGUGCGCGGAGGCCCCACAAGCAACAACUCGGACACGAUCCCAUAGAGCCCGUGGGGCAACUGGCAAGACAGGUCAAGCUGCUGCUAGACGCACCAUCCUUGAGGACGAAGAGUAGCGCGCAAAAGCUAUCGGGCAAAUACUCCACAAUGCAUCCGCGCCCUGCUACACCUCCUGCCAUCCGGGACUCGCAGCGCGAGACUCUCCAGCCGUCGCCGGCGCGCUUUUCGAGCGGGACGCUGACGUUCCCACCUUUGCCGCAAUCGAGGCAUGGAGGGAUAGUGCCACUCAGCACAACCUCUCGGUCGGAAGCCACAUCGGCGCAGUCCUCGAUGGUCGUCACACCGCUAGCAGGCUCGUCCCAUACGGCAAGCUCUCGGACUCUUCAAUCUCACGCAGAACAUUGGCGGGAGGGCACAAAUAUCAGCGCUGGGGUUCCAACGUCCAUGGCCGGUGUCUAUGACCUGUAUGAGAAGUACGCGAGCAAGCUCAAGGAUAUCGGACUGGAUUCGGAAGCCUUGAUCAGAUGCAUGAGGGGCUUGGUCCCGGAGAGCCGAAAAGACAAAUUGGAAGAGGAACUCCAAAGGCGCGGGGGAUUGACGGUUGUGGAGGCUAUGGUCUUGAUUUCAUGAUUGAGGGCCAGGCGGCAGGCCCCGUAGAGUGCAGGAUCUCACGAGCCCUGCUCGACAUAACAUUGUUGACGUUGGCAAUGCAGUCAAGUUUGACCGUCG
Molecule: messenger RNA, 1056 nt
Organism: Rhodofomes roseus
Lineage: Eukaryota; Fungi; Basidiomycota; Agaricomycetes; Polyporales; Fomitopsidaceae
Exons: 4
Coding region: 280-957 (225 amino acids)
Source: RefSeq, a predicted model, not a curated record